AUGUACAAGUUAUUCGUUGCUCCAAAGAAAACUUCAAAAAAUGUUAAGAAAGCUAAGAAGACAAGAGAAGAAGUACAGCGAAAUGAAACAGAACUUGAAGCUAAAAAUGUUGUGAUUCCUUCUGUUUCAUAUGAGACUUCGCAAACCUCCGAAGGAGAUGGAGUCUUUUACCCUCCUGGUUCUGAUGAAGAAAAAUUCAGCUCUGAAGAAGAAGAUAGUGAAGAUUCUAAAAAAUCUGAUGAAACUGAUAAAACAAGCAGUAGUAGACGAAGUACUUCGCAAACUUCUGAAAAUACAAGAAAAAGACGAAGAGAAGAUUUAUCCGAAGAUGAACAAGAACCUAAUGAUCAAGAUGAUGU
This is a messenger RNA of Dentiscutata heterogama, 359 nucleotides long. Lineage: Eukaryota; Fungi; Glomeromycota; Glomeromycetes; Diversisporales; Gigasporaceae. The record is from the annotation of a GenBank genome assembly.